Messenger RNA from Carassius carassius (crucian carp), 1352 nucleotides. RefSeq names its product zinc finger protein 239-like. The transcript has 2 exons. Bases 14 to 1111 code for a protein of 365 amino acids. Gene Ontology annotation, biological process: negative regulation of transcription by RNA polymerase II; regulation of cytokine production; regulation of immune system process. The record is from RefSeq and is a predicted model, not a curated record. Lineage: Eukaryota; Metazoa; Chordata; Actinopteri; Cypriniformes; Cyprinidae.
UACAUUUAUAAAGAUGGCUUUCAUUAAAGAGGAGAGAGAAGACGUGAAUAUUGAAGACGCAUUAAGAGUCAAACAUGAAGAUACUGAGGAACAAACAAAGAUGGAGUUUAUUAAAGAGGAGAGAGAAGAAAUGAAGAUUGAAGACACAUUCAGAGUCAAACAUGAAGAGACUGAGGAACAAACAGACCUGAUGGCACUGAAAGAGGAGAGUCAAGGACUGAAUAUAACCGAAGAGAAAGAUCAAAAUGAGAAACAUGAUUUAAAAAUUAAAGAAAAAUCAAUUAGUUGUUCACAGACUGAAAAGACUCAGAAAAUACAUACUAAAACCCUUAAUUACAACAUAAUUCACACUGGAGAGAAACCUUACACCUGCAAACUGUGUGGAAAGAGAUUUACACAGAUAAAUAGCCUUAAUGUCCACAUGAGAAUUCACACUGGAGAGAAACCUUACACCUGUGAGCUGUGUGAGAAGAGUUUCACACGAAUUGGAGAUCUUAAGAUUCACAAGAGCAUUCACAGUGAAGAGAAACCAUUCAUAUGCCCUCAUUGUGGAAAGAGAUUUAAACAGAAAAAUACCCUUAAUGUCCACAUGAGAAUUCACACUGGAGAGAAACCUUACAUCUGCAAAAUGUGUGGAAAGUGUUUUACACAGAAAAAUCACCUUAAUGUCCAUGUGAGAUUUCACGAUGGAGAGAAACCUUACACCUGUGAGCUGUGUGAGAAGAGUUACACACGAAAGGAAGAUCUUAAAAUUCACAAGAGAAUUCACAGUGAAGAGAAACCAUUCAUAUGCCCUCAGUGUGGAAAGAGAUUUACACAGAAAAAUACCCUUAAUGUCCACAUGAGAAUUCACACUGGAGAGAAACCUUACACCUGCAAAAUGUGUGGAAAGUGUUUUACACGGAAAAAUCACCUUAACGUCCACAAGAUAAUUCACAGUGAAGAGAAACCAUUCAUAUGCCCUCCGUGUGGAAAGAGAUUUACACAGAAAAAUACCCUUAAUGUCCACAUGAGUAUUCACACUGGAGAGAAACCUUACACCUGCAAACUGUGUGGAAAGAAUUUCUCACAUAACGUAUACCUAAAGAAUCACAUGAGGAUUCACAACUAGAGAGAAUCCGUUUGCAUGUGGUCAGUGUGGAAAGAGUUUCAGAUAUAAAGAAAGCCUUAAUAAUCACAUGAAGUUUCAUUCAAGAGAGAACAGUUUUAAAUGUCAUCAGUGUGAAAUGAGUUUCACAGAGAGGAAACAUCUUAAGAAUCAUGUUAAAAUUCACGUCUCAGAAAAGCCUUUCAUGUUCCAUCUCUGGAAAGAGAACUUUGCUCAACAAGAGGAAGCCUCAAGAAACACUUGA